This is a messenger RNA of Lodderomyces oxycetoniae, 1494 nucleotides long. It is a transcript of the gene LAP3, whose product is annotated as bleomycin hydrolase. Gene Ontology annotation, molecular function: cysteine-type aminopeptidase activity. The record is from RefSeq and is a predicted model, not a curated record. Gene Ontology annotation, cellular component: cytoplasm. The transcript has a single exon. NCBI's taxonomy places the organism in Eukaryota, Fungi, Ascomycota, Pichiomycetes, Serinales, Debaryomycetaceae. Bases 1 to 1494 code for a protein of 497 amino acids. Gene Ontology annotation, biological process: L-homocysteine catabolic process; response to toxic substance; proteolysis.
AUGCAACUCUUUAGAAGUAAACCUGCUGACGCACAAGAGCCAGAAAGAUCCGAUACAACUGAAGUAGUCGAUGAGGACUUUUCAGAAUAUUUCAAAGGCAUUGAGUUGAUUUCAACAGACAAUGAUGAAGUCAACCCAAUUUCAAGCAGUUCGUUAGCCAAUUGGGAGUCGAGUCUUCUUGCACAACCAAAGAAUAUUUUAGCAAGAAACGUCCUUUCGCAAACAGAUAUCGAGAAAGUAAUUGCCAAGAGUGACCAAGCAUCCAAGUUAAAAGACAGGUUCUUGUUCAAUACUACGGUUAGCACAAUUGGAUCUCCUGCGUUCCAAAAUAACCAGAAAUCGUCAGGAAGGUGUUGGAUAUUUGCAGCGUCAAAUGUUUUCCGUACCUCGGUGAUUAAGAAUUACAGUUUGAAGGAGGAUGAGUUUCAAAUCUCUCAAAGUUAUUUGUUCUUUUACGACAAGCUUGAAAAGGCAAAUUUCUUCUUGGACAAUAUCGAAGCUACUGCUGCCGAUGAACCUUUGGAUUCAAGAUUGACCCAACAUUUGUUACACGACCCAGUGGGCGACGGUGGUCAAUGGGAUAUGAUCAUUAACUUGGUCAACAAAUACGGUUUGGUUCCACAUGAAGUAUUCCCUGAUAAUUUCCAAACAACAAAGUCUGCUGGUCUCAACAAGUUUGUCACCAAUAAUUUGAGACACUAUGCUUUGAAGCUUAGAGAGUUGGUUGUGAAAGGUGCCUCCAAAUCGAGUAUCAAGACAUUUAAACAAGGAGCAGUUCAAGAGGUUUACAAGAUAUUGGCACUAACUAUUGGUAUACCACCAAAGCCAUCAGACGAAUUUGUUUGGGAGUUCUUGGAUAAGGAUGGCAAGUAUAAGCAUUUCAAGACAAAUGCAUUGGAUUUCUAUAAAACCCAUGUCAAGUAUGAUGCAGCAGCGCAUUUUUCGUUAAUCCAUGAUCCCAGGAACAAGUAUGAUGAAUUGUACACUGUUGACAAGUUGAACAAUAUCACAGGUGGUAAGCCGAUUGAGUACGUUAACACAGAAAUUGAAGAAAUCAAGAAUGUUGCCAUCAAAAUGUUAAAGGAUAACGAGCCCAUAUUCUUUGGUUCAGAUGUUGGUAAGUUUGGUGAUAGAGUUACUGGUGUUUUAGAUACUACUGCUUACGAUUACCAGAGUGUUUUUGAUGUCGAUUCAAAACUCGACAAGGCUCAAAGGUUGGAAGUUGGUGCUUCACAAAUGACCCAUGCUAUGGUUAUUACUGGUGUUCACAUUGACCCUAGCACCAACAAACCGGUUAGAUGGAAAAUUGAGAACUCAUGGGGUGAAAAUUCCGGUAAUAAAGGAUGGUAUAUGAUGACCGAUGAAUGGUUUGAUGAGUAUGUUUAUCAAAUUGUUUCCAAUAAAAAAUAUGUCACCAAGAAGACUUUUGACGUUUGGAAAGCUAAGGAGUUUAAUGUUUUACCUUACUAUGAUCCAAUGGGCUCGUUGGCCUAA